AUGCCCUCACUGCCCACCGACCCCGAGGACGUUGACCCUGUCCCACACACCUAUCGCACGCCGAGCCCUACCAAUAGCGAUGAUGAGCUUCCUUACUCGCUCACUCAUCGUCGCAGACCGGGUCGUGCCCCCACCGCUUCUGGCAGUGCAUCGUCGGCAGGGCAGGGCGACAGCACUCAGCGCCCUGGGACUCCAUCUUUCACGCCUCGUGAGCCGUAUCGGCCAUCACGUGUCACGCGUGCGGACAUACAGAGAUGGAAGACUCAGCGAUGGAGACUCCGUUGCAGGCAGAGACAGUGGGCGUGCCUGGCUGUCAUUCUACUUGCGCUUUCGUUCUUGGUCUCCGGUCUUGUUGGUGGUCUGUGUGCUACGGGAAUCAUCUGCAAUAAGACGGAGAAAGGUGACAAACAUGAUGGCCUCCCUCGGAUGCAGGAGGAAAUUGCGAUCGGUUUGGCCACGCAUCUGGAAGAGCUUACCGAUCUCUCCCUGAUUCAGGCGGAUCUCCAUACCGUCCCUCUGGCAAUGUACACCGCCGCGAGCAGGCUGGACCUCAUCCAUCUCCAAGUCUGUCCUUGGCCCGACGAUACCCUUGGACCAAUCGAGGCCGAAAUCUACCCUUUCGACCAGAUCUCCUGUGACGCUCUCGAGGCCAUGAUCAAAGGCAUCGGCAGUGCGGAGAAAGAACUGGAGAGCUUCUCCCAGGUCAUCGCGGCCGAAUUCGAAACGGAUCUGGGCUUGUUGUCCGAUCUCAAGAAACAUGUCCAGCCCGUGCUGCCUCCUGUUACCGACCUGGGAACGAACAAGGCGACGACCUUUACCCAGGAGCAGAUCAACACCAUCAUGGCCAUUUCAAAUCUUAUCAAUAGUACUCUCCAGACUCGAGUUUCGACAUGGAGCAAGCUUGCUGUUGACAGCCAACAUGUGCAGGACAGCAUUCAGAGUCUGCAACAGCAAGGCAGGAGGACUCAGGUGCUCGUCCAGAGCCAAUACUAUCGCCUCGAUACCUUCUGCAGCGGCCGCUCGCGCAAAGGAAAUUGGAACGAAUGGCUGACCAGCUUCCUCCCGUAUUUCGGACGCGCAACCCGACGGAAACUCGCCUACUGCGCCGCGACGAGGAGGCAGUACGACAAAGUGAUCCACGCGGUCGACCUCACCACCCAGCAAAUCCAAAUCAACGACCGAGUCUUCGGGCUCGUACGCAAGAUCUUCAAGCAGGUCGGGUACUUCUGGACACAUAUGGACAUAGGCCGAGAUGCUGCCCAGAGGGAGAGGUUCAAGACGCGGGUACGGGAGGGCGAAGUGCUUGGACAUGCCGAGGCCCACUCGAUCGUGGUCUGGACGGAACAGGAAUUGAAUUACGGGUUCCGAAAGUCGAAGAGUAUUGCGGGUGAGCUGGUGAAGAGCAAGAAGGAAUUGCAAGGGGAGUUGAGGAGUUUGGGAGCGAAGAUGGAGGAUUUCGCCUUGUCGAUUGAGAAGGAUGGUAAUACAAGGUGA
This is a messenger RNA of Lecanosticta acicola, 1494 nucleotides long. NCBI's taxonomy places the organism in Eukaryota, Fungi, Ascomycota, Dothideomycetes, Mycosphaerellales, Mycosphaerellaceae. The record is from the annotation of a GenBank genome assembly.